Messenger RNA from Fusarium venenatum, 1485 nucleotides. RefSeq lists its product as uncharacterized. The record is from RefSeq and is a predicted model, not a curated record. Lineage: Eukaryota; Fungi; Ascomycota; Sordariomycetes; Hypocreales; Nectriaceae.
AUGGUAUUGCACGUGACACCCCGCGGGUCACCCGUCGAAGAACCCUCCUGGUCAUACAAUUACCCAAUCGCCAGAGCAUCCGAGUCAUCAUCUGGGCUAUCCAACUACUCACCCAUCAAGUCAUCUAAGGGAUCAUCCGGAGACUCAUCCUAUGUGACAGCUGUCACAUCCCACAACGGCUCACCCAUCAAGUCACAAACCCAGUAUCCCUACCAGUCUCCUACCGAUUCUAUCGAGAGUCUUUACGAGAAUACCUUUGUGGAUCCUAACAACCUCAAAGAUGCGGAUCACACCUCAAUCGAUGCCAGACUCAACAGAGUCUUUGAUCAAUUCAACCAGGGACAGCUUCGGGAAGCUCAAAUCAUGGCCAAAGAGCUCUUGUUCUGCUACCCUGCCAUGGAAUUUCACCACCGCGCUUCUCUCCACGCCAUGCUUGGCGUCUACCCUUUCGGUCUUUCCCAUGCUGAAAAAGCUUGUGCCAUUUAUGGGUUAUUGGCUAUGAGAAAUCAUGAAAUGCGGGAUGCAUACGAAAAUGCCCGAGAAUCAUUCGCCAAAGCACAGAAGAUCGAUGCUCUUUGGGAAGCUCAAGAGAAGAAGAUGGAGAAGCGCGGAACCUAUACCGAAGAUCAGAUUCGCCAUAAACGCUAUGAAUUAUUUUACUACAGCGUCUUCAAGCAUAACCGCAAGGAAGAAUUCAACGGUCUUGUCGAUGCCGUCUCACAGCCAUCUUCCAAGUCUCCAUCGUCUUCCAAGUCUGCAUCUCAGCGUAUUACCAGCGAUUCUUCUGGAUCCAAAGACAAGUCUGCCAAGACUGAUCUUGUACCUUCUAUCGAGCAUAAACGCCAAAUGCUUAUAAAGCGACUGAAUCUACAGGACUCCGUAUCGAAAGGUAUUCAAGAGCAGCGAAUUGCCAAGUACGAACCUGAGAACAAAGUGCAACGAAAGACGAGCACUCAAAAGAUGAAUUCUGGAUCUAAAGGAAAGUCUGUUCAGCCCGAUCCUGUACGGAUGACGGCUGAGGAUGCUCAAGAACCCACCCCUAAAGCCCGUAUGAUAAAAAAACCGGAAGCCUUCUAUUGCUACGCCUUGAAACAUCAGACGUGCACUCUAGAUGUGGAUGACGUAGAGCGCCAACACGCUCUUGGCACGGAGAAAUGCACAGUUAACGGCACUGCCACGGCACCAGCCGAGGCAUCUAUCUCUAUUUCUAUGGUAUCAGAGCCAUCAAGUACACUCAGCAGUGGGGGUACCGAAGAAACGGACGGCCAGACAAAGGACGUUGAUGCAAAAGACGACGAUGAACAGUCUGGGACCGACCGUUGGACGGAUAUUUCUACCUUGGCGAACAUGUUGUACCGAACACAGUUGAAAGAAAAUAGCCAUGUAGCAACAAAUGGCACAGCUCUGAAGGGAUCGGGUCAGAAAGUAGUACCUGCUUGGGACCCCUAUCGUCGAGGAGACCCCUCUCGAGGAAUCUACUUUUAA